Carassius carassius (crucian carp) is the source of this 924-nucleotide messenger RNA. RefSeq lists its product as uncharacterized. Gene Ontology annotation, cellular component: extracellular region. The coding region runs from base 127 to 924 and encodes 265 amino acids. The transcript is spliced from 5 exons. Gene Ontology annotation, molecular function: peptidase inhibitor activity. The record is from RefSeq and is a predicted model, not a curated record. Lineage: Eukaryota; Metazoa; Chordata; Actinopteri; Cypriniformes; Cyprinidae.
AAAGAGGUUGAUAUUGCAGCAACACGUAUUUGUUUUUGAUUUGUGCAUUUUGCUGUCCACUGCUUCUGAUGCACCAAUUCCUUGCAUUCUCCAGCAGAGAUCAUUGUGAGGUUGCUGGUCAGGAGGAUGACAGCUCGAGUGUAUUUCUCGUUGAUUGCUGUUUUGUUGUGUCUGUUUGGAUACUUGAGCAUGACUCAUGCUAUUCAGAGACGAACUGCAGUAAAGCCGGGUCAAUGUCCCCUACCAGAGAAGAUUCCACUGUGUGCUGAAAGUUGUAUCCAUGAUGGCCAGUGUCCUGCCACACAGAAAUGUUGCCCAGUCACUGGUGGCUUUGCAUGCAGUGAACCAUGUGGUCAGGGAAGAGGUCAGGCAAGUUGUCGUGGCCAGGGAGAAGGUCGUGGAAGCGGCCAGGGAGAAGGUCGUGGAAGCGGCCAGGGAGAAGGUCAUGGUGAAGGUCAUGGAAGCGGCCAGGGAGAAGGUCGUGGAAGUGGCCAGGGAGAAGGUCGUGGAAGUGGCCAGGGAGAAGGUCGUGGAAGUGGCCAGGGAGAAGGUCGUGGAAGCGGCCAGGGAGAAGGUCGUGGAAGCGGCCAGGGAGAAGGUCGUGGAAGCGGCCAGGGACAAGGUCGUGGAAGCGGCCAGGGAGAAGGUCAUGGUGAAGGUCACGGAAGCGGCAGCGGCCACGGCCAGGGAGAAGGUCGUGGAAGCGGCCAGGGAGAAGGUCGUGGUGAAGGUCAAGGAAGCGGCCGUGGCCAGGGAAAAGGUCACGGCCAGGGAGAAGGUGGUGGUGAAGGUCACGGAAGCGGCCGGGGCCAGGGAGAAGGUCGUGGUGAAGGUCACGGGAGCGGCCGCGGCCAGGGAACUGGUCCGGGAACUGGAUGUGGUCAAUGUCCGAGAUGUGGUCAAGGAAAUGGUCAUGGGUCUUAA